AUGAGGGCCAAAGAUAGUGUUCUACUCGCUCUCUUGGGUAUAUUCUGUAUCGUUACAGAUGCCUUAUCUGCUUUCGAUAAUGACACUCGGGUUGAUAAACGACAAUCAACAGAUCGGCUGGUGUUUGCCCAUUUCAUGAUCGGAAUCACCAGUGAUAGGCACAGUGCUUACGACUACGACGAUGAUAUGAAGCGUGCCAAAUCCCUUGGAAUUGAUGCGUUUGCGCUCAAUAUCGGAGUUGACCCAUAUACUGAUCAACAACUUCGACUGGCCUACGAUUCCGCUGCGAAUAAUGACAUGAAGGUCUUCAUAUCGUUUGAUUUCAACUGGUGGAAUAUCGGACAAGCCACUGCAAUCGGCCAGAAAAUUGCCCAAUAUGGCAGUUUACCCGCGCAACUCAUCGUCGACAACAAGAUCUUUGUCUCGUCCUUCGCGGGCGACGGACUGAAUGUAGCAGCACUCCGAGCGGCAGUCGGCCGAUCGAUUUUCUUCGCACCAAACUUCCAUCCCUCGUACGGAACUGACAUUUCUUCCGUUAAUGGCCUCUUGAACUGGAUGGCAUGGCCAAAUGACGGAAACAACAAAGCUCCCAAGGCUGAGAAGAGUGUUUCUGUUGAAGAUGGGGACCGAUUAUAUGUUAAUGCGCUUGCUGGAAAAGACUAUAUUGCCCGUUCGUAUAUCAAUGUCCUCGUCAACCUUAUGAACAUCAUUGCUGAUGAUGAUACAGCCGUCUCGCCGUGGUUCUUUACUCACUUUGGACCCGAGGUUUCCUAUAGCAAGAAUUGGAAUUUCCCAUCCGAUCUCUUGUGGUUCAAUCGAUGGAAUGAGAUUCUUGCACUAAAACCACGAUUCAUUGAAAUUGUGACAUGGAAUGACUAUGGUGAAUGUCAUUAUAUCGGACCUUUGAAGUCCCCACAUACCGAUGACGGCGCAUCUAAAUGGGUCAACGAUAUGCCGCACGAUGGUUGGUUGGAUAUCUCAAAACCAUUUAUUGCCGCAUUCAAAGCGGGCGAGUCUUCUCCCGACAGUCACAUCUCUUCAGAUGAGCUGGUUUACUGGUAUCGACCGGCACCUCGGGGUGUUGAUUGUGACCCAACAGAUACUUGCAUGGUCCCAGCGAACAAUGGUAGUGGUAACUAUUUCAUAGGACGGCCCGAUGGGUGGCAAUCCAUGCAGGACUCCGUCUUCGUGGUCUCAUUGCUCACAGCUCCAGCCACGGUCCAGGUCAAUAGCGGUGGAAGCGUCUAUAACUACGAUGCACCAGCUGGUGCAAGUGCCAAAGCAAUUCCAAUGGGACUUGGCUCACAAAGCUUCGCGGUAUUUCGCGACGGCCAGACGAUUCUUUCUGGGACAAGUCUGAAACAGAUCAUCAAUGGUUGUGUCUGUGGUCUGUACAAUUUCAACGCCUAUGGUAAGCGCAGUGAUACCUGUCAUGAUUCAACUACUAAUACAAAGCGCAUAGUGGGAACCCUUCCCCCCGGCCUUAGUGAUCCUCUCCAGCCUGAUGGACUUGCUGCAUUUGAGCAGGGCUUGCGUGUUCAUACUUGCCAGCCUACUCCUUCUCUAGGUACCGUUCCUCCCGGUCCUCCCACUUCCACCACGAGCAGCAGCAUGCCGACUACCUCGCCCCCGCCUCCACCCACUGUGCCUCCCACUGUUCCGACUUCCUCUCCGCCUACUAGUUCGCCCACUCCUCCUGGGGGAGGAGGUGGAGGAGGCGGAGGAAGUGUUUGUGUCUCCGGAUCGGGCACCAAAAACUACAUCGGUCUGUGUGCCUUCUGCUGCAACUAUGGGUAUUGCCCGCCAGGGCCAUGCGUUUGCAAUGCCUGGGGAGAUCCAGUCCCUACUCCGCCGACUACCAGAGCGACUGGAGUUCCACUUGUUGGUGAAGAUGAUUCUUAUUUGGGUCUUUGUAGUUUCGCCUGCAAUCAUGGAUAUUGUCCACCUACUGCUUGUAGGGAGUUGUGA
Molecule: messenger RNA, 1968 nt
Organism: Penicillium antarcticum
Lineage: Eukaryota; Fungi; Ascomycota; Eurotiomycetes; Eurotiales; Aspergillaceae
Product: glycoside hydrolase family 71 protein
Exons: 3
Coding region: 1-1968 (655 amino acids)
Biological process (GO): mating projection tip cell wall disassembly
Molecular function (GO): glucan endo-1,3-alpha-glucosidase activity
Source: RefSeq, a predicted model, not a curated record